GUCCGUGGGUCUGUAUCCCUCUAGGGUCUCUGCCAUUUCCAUCCCCUCUUCACCCAGCCGCCUCACCGAACCCUUUCUUAACUGUGCUAUCUCUCGCAGCAGGCAGUUAAAAUGCAAGGAGGACUGCGAUCAAUUUUGUCACAGGGCAGUGUCAUAAAAAAUGCUGUUCUGCAACGAGUUCGCAUGGUGAAUCCCCUGUUGCAGCCAGUUGCCUCUUCACGGUUUGAGUCUGCUGCACCUGCUCGCAUGGAGGAGCAUGGUUUUGAAAGCACCACAAUUGCAGACAUCUUAAAAGCCAAAGGCAAAAAUGCAGAUGGCUCCUGGCUUUGGUGCGCUACUGAUGACACUGUGUAUGAUGCUGUUAAAUCGAUGACUCAGCACAAUGUCGGAGCAUUGGUUGUUGUGAAACCUGGAGCAGAAAAGGCAGUUGCAGGAAUUAUAACAGAAAGAGAUUACCUCAGGAAGAUCAUUGUGCAGGGCAGAUCAUCCAAAUCCACCAAGGUCGGAGAUAUCAUGACUGAGGAGAAUAAACUCAUCACAGUCACCCCUGAUACCAAAGUUCUGCGAGCGAUGCAACUGAUGACAGAUAAUAGAAUCAGACACAUUCCUGUGAUUAACGAAAAGGGGAUGAUGGGCAUGGUAUCCAUUGGGGAUGUGGUUCGUGCUGUGGUGAGCGAGCAUCGUCAAGAGCUUGACCGCUUGAAUGCUUAUAUACAAGGAGGAUAUUAGAUGAUGAUGAUGAAAAGUUGAAAUCUUGAGGUUCACUUAAGAUCUGAGUUAUAAUUAUCUGUAGUAAGCUUGGAUGCUUUGUAAAUGUGAUGCUGGCAUUGUGUCGUAUGGCUUUGAGAGUCGUCUUGUUUGUUUCUUUGUAAGUUUGUAUGUCUGGUUUCAGACACACUCUGCCUGAGAAGCAUGCUAAUAAUGACUUGAAUUUCUCCCCUUUUCUGUAAUCUAUAGUCUUUUUCUCCUCCAAA
Neltuma alba is the source of this 974-nucleotide messenger RNA. Its product is annotated as CBS domain-containing protein CBSX3, mitochondrial. Lineage: Eukaryota; Viridiplantae; Streptophyta; Magnoliopsida; Fabales; Fabaceae. Bases 112 to 729 code for a protein of 205 amino acids. The record is from RefSeq and is a predicted model, not a curated record. The transcript has 6 exons.